Microcebus murinus (gray mouse lemur) is the source of this 5016-nucleotide messenger RNA. The record is from RefSeq and is a predicted model, not a curated record. Lineage: Eukaryota; Metazoa; Chordata; Mammalia; Primates; Cheirogaleidae.
UCAGGGCAGAAGCACCCAGAGCGCAGGUACACAGGGGGAGGAGGGUGGCUCUCUGCACCCUGCAUCGUCUCUCCCUUCAUUUCUCAGCCUCAAUGUCACCUCCUCAAGGAGUCUCACCUGUGGGUCUUAUUCUUUAUUCUCUUUGUUUCUUGACACUGAAGGCAACAUCCUCCAAAGAACAACUUGCGAUUUUUCUUUGUCCUUUAAUUCGUGUGUGUGUGUGUGUGUGUGAGAGUGUGUGUGCGUGUGUGAAGCCCCACGGCAAUGUAGUCACAUAAAGGCAGAAACCAUAACGAUCAUAUUCACAAGAGUAUUCCGAAGGCCCGACACGCCCUUUAGCAUGUUGCCUGAAUGAGCAAAGGCUGCAAGCAGAUCAUAAAGAGCCUUGCAUGCCAAGCUAAGAAGUUUGGACGUAGGCCUGUAGGCAGUGAGAAACAACCGAGGGAAUUUGAUCAAGGGCUACACGUGAUCAGGUUUGCGGUUUGGUUUCCCAGGACAAGGCGGAAGAGGUCGUGGGUGAGGUUAAGUGCAAUAGGCUACAGAGAGAAAACUGAGAAGCAAUUGCCAUGGAAAAGCGUUCAGAGUUUGCUGGCCUAACUUAAGACAUUAAUGCAAAGGAAAGAAAGCAAAGAAAAUUUAAGAAAGAUUUAGGUAGAAUCAUUAGGAGAUGCUCAUGGGUAGCGAGGAAAAGGGAAUAUGACUAAGGUACAUUAAGUAGCCCGGGUUACUCUGUAACCACGGGGGACUGUCCCUAACAAAGCAGAGGGACACCUUGGGAUGUGUCUACAGGAUGUCUAGGAAGGUUUCUUGGAACUCUGAAUCUGAAGAGCAGGGUAGAGAUACAGGACAGGAUUUGGGAGACCUGGGUAGACUCCGAGGCAGACGAGGACUCCCGGAGAGCACAUUUUUUUACUAAGAGAGAAUGACCUAAGCAGGGCAGCCCCCUGGGGGACCCCACCGUUCAAAGGGUGGCUGAAGGCAGAGGAGCCGGGUGUGAGGCUGAGCAAGAGAGUGGUUAAAGAGAAAGACGGCUGGAAGCCAGUGCUGUCAUUGCAACCAGAGAGGGACGGCUGUCUGGCGUGGGUGGGAAGUUCUGUCCCCCCCAUGCCCCACCCCCGGGGAAGAGGAGCAGCGCCAGAUACAGCGGUGGAGACCCAGCCUCGCAAGACCCUCAGCUCCAGCCGGCAGGGUGGCAAGCGCAGCGGGCCAGGUCUUCUGGUGGCUAAAGGAAAGCCAGACGGUGGGACUUUGAGGUGAAAUCUCCGAAUUGGUGAAAGUCAAGUGGAUUAAGAACGGCAUCCACAACUGCCUGCGCAGCCUCCGGCCGUUACAGCCCAGUCCUGAAAGCGCCGCGGCAGGCAGCCGCCGCUGAGCCAUGGCCGAAGGGGAGAUCACAACCUUCACGGCCCUCACCGAGAAGUUUAACCUGCCUCCGGGGAACUACAAGAAGCCCAAGCUCCUCUACUGCAGCAACGGCGGCCACUUCCUGCGCAUCCUUCCCGACGGCACCGUGGAUGGCACGAGAGACAGGAGCGACCAGCACAUUCAGCUGCAGCUCAGUGCGGAAAGCGCGGGGGAGGUGUAUAUAAAGAGCACCCAGACUGGCCGGUACUUGGCCAUGGACGCCGACGGGCUUUUAUACGGCUCACAAACACCAAAUGAGGAAUGUUUGUUCCUGGAAAGGCUGGAGGAAAACCAUUACAACACCUACGUAUCCAAGAAGCACGCAGAGAAGAAUUGGUUUGUUGGCCUCAAGAAGAAUGGAAGUUGCAAACGCGGCCCCCGGACUCACUAUGGCCAGAAAGCAAUCUUGUUUCUGCCCCUGCCAGUCUCCUCUGAUUAAAAAAGUCUCUUCUGGGUGCUGAUUGCUCCAGAGGAGCCUCAAGAGGUCCUCACCUGGCUGACCCAAAAAUGUUCCCUUGACCAUUGGCUGCACUAACCCCCAGCCCACAGAGCCUGAACUUGUAAGCAACGCGCUUCUAAAUGCCCAGUCCUCCUUUUUGCACAGCCCUUUACCCCAGCACAGUUUGGAACAGAGGGACCAAAUUGCUUCUAGGGGCCAAUUGGCUGGGCAGUCUGGGUCUGGGUUUGGAUGUCCAGUUGCCUCUGGGCACCAGGUACAGGCUGAGCCCCUCGGUGCAAAGGUGGGGCCAAAGGCAGCGUGUUAAGGGGACUGCCCAGUGGGUCAUUAGCAACUGCACGCCAUUCCCUUCCACUGAGUAGACCCCGUCUGCAAUUCCCCCAAACAUCUGGCAUGACUCCCUUUUGCCCUUUCAGUACCCAACAAGUCCUAGCAAAGCAGACUACAGCUAGGUUAGAGGAAGGCAGCAUCCCACUAGCAGAAACCGGGCCAAAAAAUUCCUCCUCAAGAACAGAGGGGAUUUAGGGCAGAAAGGGGAGACUGGAUUCUGGCGGACAACUAAGGAGGGUAGGAUCCCAAUGCAGAAUCCAUGAAGGAGGGGAGGCUCAGCCACAGAAAAGCAGGAUAACUCCGCAGCCCUGGGAGCAGUCAUUCCCAUGCCUGACCUUCCUAAGGUUAUGCAGCAGCAGGAAGCCCCCCCAUGACGUCAGGUGGAGAGCACGAGAAGUGGUUUCUUGAUAAAGGCGAGGACAUCGGGCGUCGGGAAAUUCAUCUGGGUCUGGAGACUGGGGAUGGGAGUGAUGGGGAGGAAAGGGGAGCAAUGGCUGAGGGAUGUUGUCCUCUACAGAGGGUGAUUUUGGAAGCGAGAUGGAGAGAGAAAGUGACGCCGUGAGUUGAGCGCGGCCACCCAUAAGCAGAGGCUUUGGGGUCCUAGCAAGGUGCUUCCCCAACUCUGAUGUGCUUGCAAAUGGUCCAGGCGUCGGCUUUGAAUGCAGGUUCUGAGUCAGUGGGUCUGGGGUGGAGUUGCUGCGUUUCCAACAGGCUCCCAGGUGCGGAAGAUGCUGCUGCCUUUCCCAACCAUACUCUAAGGAGCACGGUGCAGGUCCUGAAGCAAGUUAUACAAGUGAAGGCAGCUCAAAUCCCCGGCCCUGGCUCACUCAGCCUCGCCCUUGCAAACGCACACCCGGGAGUCUGUCCCAGCCUUCCCGCAGCAUGGACCACGGUCACACCUGUGUUAAGGAGCAUGGCUUGAAGGCGCUUUGGCCCAAUGCCUAUAAGAUGCCCACUUACAAGAUAUACAAAAGCAUACUUCAAAAAUGUCAAGCCCUCACAAACCGCUUUUCCCAAGAGACCAUUUGUGUUACCAUUACUUGUAUAAAUGCGCUUCCUGCUUAAAGGAAACUUGACCCAAGUGGCUGGCAAAUUAGAAACACCGUUCAUCUCUGACAUGAGAUACUGAUGCCAUCCAUGUAAAUGCCUUUAAUAAGCCAUUUAAAUUUACUGUGAGACUGUGUGUUUUAAUCAUAUUUGGAAAUAUAUAGCUCAAAAGCAGUUAAACUGAUUAGCAUCAGCCACUGAGAAUAAUAGGAUACAAUGUAUAAGUUACUCAAUUAUCUAAUACUUUUAUCUAAUUAUCUAAUACUACAUUCGCCUAUAAAAUGAGAUUUUCCUUUGUUUUCCACUGUGCUAUUACAAAUCUUCUUUGGAAAAUGGGGACUCUUAAGUAGUGUUAUGAUAACUGUAGAAAAAAACCAGUAAGAGUGUUUGCUCAAGUUUUAUAAGGAAUUGAAGUAAUUAUUAAUUGAAAACUAAUUCCUUAGUAAUUGAACUGUCAUAUUUAGAAUGAAAGAAAAAUUGACAAUCUGUGAAAGUUCAAAGCAAUAGGACAACUGAACUAAGUAAGCUAACAUUAUGGUCAAUAAUAGCAUUCUACAAUUGUACAGCAAAAUGAUUUCAUAAUUCUUUGUUUUUGUAACUAAGAUGAAUCUAUAUCAUUUUAGUAAACCUUUGCAGGCAAAUUGGGGAUAAUGCAGUGUGGCUUCAUGUCUCUUCAGUAUGAAGAUUUGGCCAGAAAAAAGGUACCCAGAGAGGAAAUCUAAGGUAUUUAUCUGUAAUGGUCCAUUUGUAUAAAUCGAAUUCCAACAUAACACUGGACAAGUAAAAGCAAAUACCAUUGCUAACAAUGAGAUGGAAGUGUGUGGUUUCACAGAUGUGAAGCACUGUAGUGGAAACACCAUUGUGACAUCAACGGUCUCAGCCCAGCCAUCAUUCGCGUGUCUCUUCGAUGAAUGUUAAGUGCCUACCGCCUGCCAGGCACUGCACUGGGUACUGGGACCCCUGGGGACCUUGUCUGUCUGGUUUGCUGCUGUAUCCUCUCCCAGGGCAUUAUAUUUAUGACGAAAGAGGCUGUGGGUUCAUUUCUUUCAGUCAAGUAUAAACACAGACUUUGUAGGUUCUCGCUAAGAAAAAAACAGUACGUCCCAGAAAUCCAGGUUUUGUAAGAAUUAGCAACCCCCAGCCUAAGAUAAACCCCUAUCUAAGCAUCAGGGGACAUGGCAAGGGAAACGUGACAUUGUCAACUUUAGAACCUGGUUAGGGGCACUGGCCUCAAAUGAGGAAAAGAACCUGCCAGAUCUCCUAAGAAGAGAGCAGUGGGUAGUUCCCUGCUUGGUUUGGAACACGCUCUAGUUCAUGAAACAUGGGAACAUUCCCAUUGCUCUCCUCCACCUUAAGUAAGUCUUGUAGCCAUCUGCCUGUCACCUGCCUGUGAUGUGGACUCAUUUUCAGGCCAGCUCUGUACAAAGCCUGGGCAGCAAGUGUGCUUUUGGCUGUUUGCAAUGCCGUGGUGGAGGAGGUGGUUACCUGUUUCCUCAGCCGGCGUGAUGAUACUGAACGCUAUAUGGCCGACCGUGUGUGUGCAGAGAAAGCUGCUUGGAGCAUCAGCUACUGCUGAAGAACAAGGUCCUUGCAUUGUGUCAGAGGCAAUGGAGCCCAAGUCCUCUGCCACAUAGAGUGUACUGCCUGCAACCAAGCUCACCGGCUGCGAGCAGACUUCUGGGGAAGACGCCUGCCAUUUUACAUCACUGUCUUCUUGUGUGUGUGUGUGUCACAGUCUGCGCCUUACAAAUAUUAAUAAAUGCUCCACUAAUCGGUGA